AUGCUCCUGCCCUCAGUUGCCCCCAUCCCCCUGAUCGAUCAAAGAUACGGCCCGAUAACGAAGAGUAUCGAUCACAGUGGGCCCCCCUACGGAAGUAUAGUACACCCACUAUCCCGCUGGGGAUGGCGACUUUCGCCUCCCCUUUUUCAUUUCCCCCCCGGGGGAAAUGAGGUUGACGAGAAGCCCGAGGAGGUGGUUUUCGGUGACAUCGAAUAUUGUCACUACCGUGAAAACGUCCCCGGCAACUAUAUUCUUCUCCUUCGACACCUUCUGGGUACUACUGCCAGGGUCAUGAGGAGGGCCCUUGGCAGAUUGGGGUUUGCAUCCGUGGCAAUGAGAGGGCUCGAAGCUAUGGAUAUUAAUACUGUUUCGGCCCCAUAUACAUUGGCAACAUGA
Orbilia oligospora ATCC 24927 is the source of this 396-nucleotide messenger RNA. RefSeq lists its product as uncharacterized. The record is from RefSeq and is a predicted model, not a curated record. NCBI's taxonomy places the organism in Eukaryota, Fungi, Ascomycota, Orbiliomycetes, Orbiliales, Orbiliaceae. Bases 1 to 396 code for a protein of 131 amino acids. The transcript has 2 exons.